UGAUACUGCGCUGCCUUAUUUAGCAAAUAAAGCUAUUUGUGAUCGUCGUAAAAAAUUACAAAAUGUCACAAUUUUUAGUUUUCUGGUUUUAUCAAGAAAAACUUCCGUUAAUCCAGUUUUAUUGAGAUUAAACUAUUGUUUUGACAGGACGUUUUGCCUGGAAGUCCAAGCUCGGGGAACUCUACGUGCGUUCACGAAAGGCCAACCGUGUCCGGGUGGCAAAACAAACAGCUGAGAGAACUGGAGAACCGAGAACCGAGGAGGGGCUCAAAUUUAUUUUUACCUGCUCAACAACUAGCUUCCCUUAUCAUGUAACCUUAUCACUACCCAGCUGAUAAAAGAAUCACCGGGUUUAAGCUAAAGUUGCGUCUCCUCCGCCGCCAUGGCUGCUGCAGCAGUUGUAAGAGGUUCUGCCACUGUGCCUAUUCGAGGACCCGGCGAUGGCAUGGAAACCGAAAAACCACCUGCCACACUGGAGGUCAUCACUGACGCCUCGCCACCGUUUUUAUCUGAAGCGCCUCUCCUUAAAGUGGCAUGCCCAAAGCACAGCCCAAAAUCGCCACAUGUCACAGCCCACGCUACCCCACAGCCUCUCGGCGUGCUUCACCUAGGCAAAGUGAAUAGAGAGGCGUGUACAGAAGUGGAAGCCGUGAGGAUCAUUGUGCCCAGAGCUGCUAUCAUCCGGAGUGCCCGGGCGGGACCCACUGAAGGGAAAGGCGAGGCAGGACAGCAGGCCGAGGAGCAGGGCUCUCCUCCACUUGUGGAGGACUGGAGAGGACAGCUAGAGAAGCUGCAGAACUCUGAACGCCGGCUCCUGCAAGACAAAGAGGGCCUUUCGAAUCAACUCCAUGUGCAGACAGAGGUAAACCGCGAACUGAAGAAGCUGUUGGUAGCCUCGGUAGGUGAUGACCUUGAGUACCAGUUUGAGCGUCUUGCACGAGAGAAAAACCAGCUCAUUCUGGAGAACGAGGCUUUAGGCCGAAGCCUUUCACACACCGCGGAGCAGCUGGAACGUAUGAGUAUCCAGUGUGACGUCUGGAGGAGCAAGUUCCUCGCCAGCAGAGUCAUGGCAGAGGAACUGACAAACGCCAGAGCCGCUCUGCAGAGGCAGAUCAGAGAGGCCCAAGGAGCGAUUCAGGACCUGCUGUUGGAGCGAGAUGAGUUUUCCAGGGACAUGGUGCUCAGUCACAGGUCCCUGGAGCAGCUCCUGGUGUCUUUGCAGUGGGGCAGACAGCAGACUUAUUAUCCCAGUGCUCAGCCUCUCAGCGUCGGAGAGCUGGCUGCAGCCAAUCACAAGCUAGCAGAUGCCAUUAACUCUCAUCUGUUGGGUAAAAACAACGCUAACAGCACCGUGUCGAAGGGCAGUAGUGCACCAGCCGAACAUCUCUGCAGCACACCAGCAGAGAAGAUGGCUGAGAAGGUGUUGAAGGUUUUGAAUCCAAUCUCUUGUUCAGAAAACAAGGCAGAACCUUCACUCAGUGACUCCACCUCCCCAAACUUUCUGAGCAGCAAGAAGAGCAUCGGCAGGUUUCACCCUUACACCCGCUACGAGAACAUAACCUUCAACUGCUGCGAACGCUGCACUGGGGACAUCAUAGUUCUAUAGGUCAUCCUCAUUUGACACAAGGAGUACUAGUUUUUGUUCUUUUUUUUUGUAUUUAAAAAAAAUAAAAGAUGGCAGACUGGA
Gambusia affinis (western mosquitofish) is the source of this 1687-nucleotide messenger RNA. RefSeq names its product basic leucine zipper nuclear factor 1 (gene blzf1). The transcript has 8 exons. Bases 383 to 1606 code for a protein of 407 amino acids. Gene Ontology annotation, cellular component: Golgi membrane. The record is from RefSeq and is a predicted model, not a curated record. NCBI's taxonomy places the organism in Eukaryota, Metazoa, Chordata, Actinopteri, Cyprinodontiformes, Poeciliidae. Gene Ontology annotation, biological process: Golgi to plasma membrane protein transport; Golgi organization.